AUUUUGCUGUGACUAAUGAGUAUGAGUGACUAAUCUGACAUAUCUGUGCUCUGAUAGAAUAUCCAGCUUGACCUUCUUCAAGAACAUUGCCUACUCAUUUUUAUCAAAUUCCCGCCAUUUUCAGAUUCUUCAAUCCAGGAAGUUCGUUUGAGAGCUUUCUUUCAUCUCUAUGGCCUUUGAAGCAGAAUCAGACUUUUCGAAGCAACUAACCACCAGGCACAAAUGUUCUGCCUGCUUCAAGCAGUAUAACAAAAAGGAGCAUCUUGUUGAGCACAUGAAGGUCUCAUACCACUCAGUUCAUCAGCCUAGAUGCGGGGUGUGUCUGAAGCACUGUAAAUCUUUUGAAUCACUGAGGGAGCAUGUUAUUGGUCCAUUGCCAAAAGAAAGUUGUUCAAGGGUCUUCUCUGAACAAGGCUGUAAUCUUUGCUUGAAAGUUUUUGAUAGCCCCAUUUCUCUCGGUGAGCAUAAGAGAAGUUGCCAACUACCUGCACCUAGUCCUAUAGGAACCAUGAAAUUGCCAUAUUCAAACCCAAUUGUUGUAAGCCACAAUGGCAGAGGUCCUGGAGCAAUUGCCAUAGAUUGUGAAAUGGUUGGAGGUGGAGAUGAUGGAACGUUGGACCUUUGUGCUUUAGUGUGUCUAAUUGAUGAAGAUGAGAAUGUGAUUUUCCACACAUAUGUGCGUCCUCAAAUUCCUGUCACUAAUUACAGAUUCGAAAUAACUGGGUUAACUGAAGAGCAUCUAAGAGAUGCCAUGCCACUAAAGUUAGUUCAAGAAAAAAUUUUGCAAAUUCUGUACAAUGGAGAAUCUAUUGUGAGGGCAAGGAUGCAGGGUGGAAAGGCUAGGCUUCUUGUGGGGCAUGCAUUGGAGCAUGAUUUGGAUUGCUUAAGAAUGACUUAUCCUGAUAACCUGCUGAGGAUCAGCAUAUGCAACUGGCAACUUAGUGGACUACUUAUCUGCUACACCAUAUCAAGUAGUUGAUAUGGGACUUUCGUUAUUGAGUUAGCCAUACACUUCACACGUUUCUAGCGAUUCACAUGGCAUCAUCAAAUGAUACAAGUCUUGGAUAAGAAUCUACAACACCCUAGAACGCCCUUGUUGACGAUCCUUUACUCCGACAAUUUAAUUGUCUGUUUAAAAAAAAAAAUCAUUUUAUUUCUUUAAAGUGUAUUCCGAUUGAGUCUAUUUUUUUUUCUUAUAACCUUUAAUGAGUCUCUUUUUUGUUGUCACAGUAUUAUCAAUUUGUCAUAGGAUUUCAAAAUAUUAACAACAUUUGCAUUAUCUUAAUGGAACUGAAGUUUUGCAGCAAAGACUGGAUUUUUACCUUCAAUUGUAAUGGAAAACAUAGAAAAUUAUCCUUAAAAAAAAAUCUUCAUUUGCUUUCAACACAUCUUAACUCUAUAUAAGAUUAAAGAUUGAUAAUAGUAUAUAAAUAUUAUACUUCUACCCCCUUCCCUUCUUAAAUAUCAUCCAUAAUUUCUAGCUUGCCCCAAAGUUUCUCUGAAAUUAAUGGUAUCACUCUUUUUUGGUCAAUAUCAUAGGGGCCAGAUAGUCCACUUCUUUUUUCUUAGUUCAGCCAAAACUAGAAGUGCUGGGCCUCAAUCAUUGUAAAUUUUUGGAGAAGCUAAGUAGUUUUACUAGCAUAUAUUUAAUUUAGACUUAAAAGCUUUGCAUGAAGAUCAAAGUUUCUGAAUCAAACUUCCAAGUUUUGGAAAGUUGGAACACAUUACGCUAUACUUUCACUUAGCAGAUUUUUAUUGGAGAUUAAAGUUUGUUUUUGAUGGUUACCAUUU
This is a messenger RNA of Quercus robur (English oak), 1791 nucleotides long. RefSeq lists its product as uncharacterized. Gene Ontology annotation, biological process: rRNA processing. The transcript is spliced from 6 exons. Bases 170 to 979 code for a protein of 269 amino acids. Gene Ontology annotation, molecular function: nucleic acid binding; 3'-5' exonuclease activity. NCBI's taxonomy places the organism in Eukaryota, Viridiplantae, Streptophyta, Magnoliopsida, Fagales, Fagaceae. The record is from RefSeq and is a predicted model, not a curated record. Gene Ontology annotation, cellular component: nucleus.